GACACAGUCAGGGCGAUCGUGGCCGCCUCGUCGCUGCCGCUGUCGAUCCUCAUCGUCGGCAUCGGCACAGCGGACUUCUCAAAAAUGGAGGCUCUGGACUCGGACAGGCGGCUGCUGGAGGCCGAUGGGCGGAAGGCGCAGCGCGACAUUGUGCAGUUUGUGGAGUUCAACAGGUUCAAGGGGCGGGGGGAGGCGCUCGCCGCGGAGCUGCUGGAGGAGCUGCCGGGGCAGUUCCUGGCGUACAUGCGGUGA
Molecule: messenger RNA, 252 nt
Organism: Ostreobium quekettii
Lineage: Eukaryota; Viridiplantae; Chlorophyta; Ulvophyceae; Bryopsidales; Ostreobiaceae
Source: the annotation of a GenBank genome assembly